AUGUUAAGUAAAUCAUCAACAUUUCAUGUAUCAACACGUCAUAUCUAUGAGCAUCAAUUACAAUAUCUUUCUUUAAAUCAUUAUCAUAAUCAAAUAAAACAACCAAUAGAUAUGAAUAAUAAUAAUAAUAAUAAUAAUAAUCAUUUAAAUAUUGAUUUCAAUCAACCAACUGAACAUGAUGAUGAGAAACAUCCAGUUGCAGUAGUCAAUUCAAAUAUGUUUCGUUCAGAAAUUGUAUUCAAUUCUAAAGAAAGUGGAUCAAUGCAUAAUACUACUCAUAAUUAUAAUUUAAGUAAUAUCUCACCGACUAAUUCAUGUUAUACUGAUUCUUCAAAUGAUAAUCAUAUUACUUGUGAAUUAAAUGAUAUUCUGGAUAUUGAUGCAGUUGAUAAUUGUAAUAAUAACGAUGAUGAUGAUGAUGUUAAGGAUAACUUUGAUGACAACAUUGAUGAUUAUGAUGAAGAUGAUGAUGAUGAUGACCGUAAUCUGUAUAAUAAUGAUGAAGUUGAUGAAUUAUUCUUUUUUAUACCACCUAUGCCUUCUAAUGAAUAUAAACAAACAAAUCAAUUAAAUCGACAUCAGUCGGAUUUAUAUCAGCCAAAUAUAAAUAAAAUGUAUAAAUUUUACAAUGAUUCAUAUAACAAUGCAUUUCAAUGCUCACAAACAGGUCCAAAUUUAAAAGAACGUAUAACACGUACACAAAAUAUUUGGUGUUUACCAAAUUUAAAUAGAACUGAAUCAGAAAAACUAUUGAAAUUUGCUGAAAUUGGAAAUUUCAUUGUUCGUGUCAAUCAACGAAAUUCCAGUAUGGUAUUGACACGUGUCUGUCCACCGUCAACCAUGUUAUAUCCGAUCAAUAAACGGCAUCAUCAUUUACAUGGUAAUGACGAAAAAAAUAAUGGUGAUGAUAAAAACAAUCGAUAUCGUAAUGGUUAUUUACCAAUUAAACAUAAUUUAAUUGAAAUUCUACCAUAUGAUGGUUAUUGUUUAACUGGAGAUAAGAAAAUGCGUUUAAUAUUUAAAAGUUUAAUACAUUUAUUAGAAUUCUAUUUACUUGUUCAAGUAAAAAGAACUCGUGGAUCAUUUCUUCGUUUACCAUCAGCAAUAUGUCGAGCAAAAUCACUGAAAGAAUUAGAACAGCUCAAUAAACAAGGAAUAGAAUUUUGGAAAUCAAUCAAUAAUUGGAAUACUGAUCAUCAAUUAUUCUUGAAAAAUUCAUCUUUUUUUAAUUCAAAAUUGUUAACAUCAACCAAUUCAAUGAAAUCAUCAGUAUUAAGAAAUCCACAAGACAAUAAUAAUAACAUGUCGGUGAAUCAAUUAUCACAACAACAAACACUAAGAGAAUAUCCACGUUGGAGACAAAUGAAUAUGAUUGGUAGUAGUAGAGAUCAGAAACUAAUGACAUCAGCAACAACGUCAAUUACUACUACUACUACUAAUACUACUACGACAACACCACGUAUACGACCAAGAGCAAGUUCAGUAAAUGAUCGUUCAUCACGACAUCAUUAUGCAACAAAAUUGAAAUGUGAAGAAUUUGGAAAACCAAUAAAUAUUAAUAAUAAUAAUAAUAAUAAUAAUAAUAAUAAUAAUAAUCAUUAUAACAAUAAUAAAAUUAAUCAUACAAACACUUUUUUAAGAACAAUGAAACAAAGAUUAGAUUUUAGAAAUAAUUAUUUACAUAAAACAAAUGAUACUAAUCAUAAUAAUAAAGUAGAUCGAUUACAAUCAGUAAAAUAUUCUAGUCAACAGAAUACAAAUAAUAUUCUACCAUCAACAUCAACAUCAAUGUCAUCAUCUUCAAAUGGACCUAUCAUUACUACAACAACAACUCAACAAAUAUUACCUUUAAAUAAAAUUAAUAAAAUUAAUGAAUGUUCUACUCAUCAAUCCAAUUCAAAUCGACGUCAUCAAAAUGGAGUAUAUGAAGGAGCUGAAAAUGAAUUUUGGGAUGCUGUGUUGCAAGUUAAAUCUUCAAAUCCAGUUCAUAAUGUUGAAUCACAAGUAUGGCGUUCAUGGGGUCCAAAUCAAAAUGUAAAACAUCCUAUGAAUAUUAAUAAUACACUCAGUAGUGUUAAUACUUCCAUCAUUAUUACAACUACCACUAGUACUAAUAGUACUACUACUGCUACUAAUACUACUAUUACAGCAAAUACUGACACUAAUAAUAAAUCACAGCAAGGAAAAUCAUUCACUUCAACUUUUUAUCCGAAUAACACCACUUGUGAACCAAUAAAAUCCAGUACUAAUAGCAAAAAUAACAUUGAAUAUUGUGAAUUACACUUUUCACAUGACACUGUCAAUUCACAAGAUAAAAAGCGUCAAUUAAGGCAUCAAUUCUCAUUACCAUCGGAUAAAUUUCAUUCCAUAUCAGAUCCAUAUGAUCAACAAUUGACAACUAAACCUUACCAAUCAACAAUACAACCUGUAUGCAUGAAUUCUGUAAACAAUAAUACAGAGACUACUACAAAUGAUAACAUUUCUGGUCAUACAACCACUAAUAAUACUAAUUAUACUACUAAAACAAAUAUGAGUAGUAUAUGCGACAAUUCAAAACUUCCAAAUUAUUUUACACGUAUCGUAAAUACUGAUCAUUGUAAUAGUAAUAAUAGUAAUACUAUUACUACUACUAGUAGUGCAAAUUAUCAAGACUGUGUCACUAAUCCAAUUUAUUCUAGUCGAAAUUUCAUUGACGAAUUAACAGUUGAUACGAAUUUCAAUGAUAAUGAUAAUAUAAACAAUCAUGGAAAUGAUAAUUUACCAUUGAAUGAAAAAACAAUGGAUAAUUUUCAUAAAACAAUAUCAGAUUAUGAUACAUUAUUUCCUCAAGACACAAAUGAUUAUAAAAAUCCAAGAUAUUCAUUAGAUUUGAAUGAGUUAGCCACACCUCAAACAGUUGGCCAUGUAUUUGUCAUGAAAGCUACUGCUUAUCCUACAGAUGAAUAUAAUUUUCUAUCGAAUCCACCAUUAUUUGAUUCAUCAACCACGGCGAUGAUGACAACGACGACAUCGACGACAACAACAGCAGCAGCAGCAACCUCAAUAUCAGCAACAUCUUGUGAGAAGUUGAGAAAUCAUGAAAAAUCUCUGAAAAACAACAUGUCAUAUCAAGAUGACAAUAUGACAAGAACAACAACAACAACAAGUGAUACGCAUAAACAUAACAGUAAUCCUAAUGAUCAAUCUGAACCGAUGCAUACAAUUAGUAAACCUCAAUUAAGACGUGCAUAUUCUUUGAGAAAACCAUCAUCUAAACAAACACAACCAUAUACAGAUUUAUUAUUAUUAAACAAGAAUACCGCUAACACUAACAACCAUUUGAACAAUGAUGAUAAUUCUAAUUAUAAGAAUAGAUUAUUAUUACUAGGAGAAAAUUCAUCAUGGUUGCGUAACAACGCAUUGACAAUAGAUGAGAUUAAGAAAAUUUCUACAAUGUAUGAUGAUCAAGAAGUGAAUAAACUAAGAAAACAAAAUUUAUCCAUGUGUAAACCAGACAAUGAAAUGAUCUAUUCAAAACUAAUGAACACUCAACAUCAUCAUCAUCAUCAUCAAACAUCAGAUAUCACUGAUGAUUCAUUUGUAAAUAAUUAUAAUGAUAUAGAAUUCAAUAGAAAUUAUUUGAAAUGCAUUGAACAAGAUUCAAAAACUGCCAUAGCAAAAUCAAUUAUUUCUGAAAGUCCAACAGUAACUUUAUUAUCUGCACCAAAAAUAUCACAAUCUGCUGAAAUUUAUCACAUUGAACGAGAUUGUUGGAAUAGACGUUCAGCCGGUCACCAACAACAACAACAACAACCACAUUUGUAUCAUCGUCAAUUAUCAUUUGAUUCACAAUUUAAUAAAAAUUCAAAAUAUGAAUCGAAUACAUCAUCACCAGCAGCUAGUAGUCGAGCAAGUACAGUAUUUUGUCAACCAUGGGAUACUGCACCGAUUGGUCCAUAUAUUGCAGAUUUAUUAAAAUUAAAUCCACCAUUUUCAUUAACUCUUGAUAAUUCACAUCAACUAACUAAUAUUCAUCAUUCUUAUCCUAAUACUAAUACUACUACUAAUAAUAGUAAUAAUAGUAAUACUAAUUCACAAUUAAAAAAUUCCUAUUUACAACGUAAAAAUACUAAACGUAAUCGUUGUAAAACAUUAUCUAGUAUUGAACAUCAAUUAUGGAUUGAACAUUUAAUGACAGAUUAUCAUAAUCAAUGUUCAUUAUCAUCAUCAUCGUCAGUUAUUUCACCGAAUCAACAUUUAAAUAAUAAUAAUAAUAAUAAUAAUAAUAAUAAUAAUACUAAAAUGGAUAUAAAUAAUCGUUUAAAUUUAUGGCAACAGCAGCAACAGCAACAACACCAACUGCAACAACAAAUACCCCAAUAUCCAUUGAACAAUGUAACAUUGAAAGAAUCUUUAUCAAAUUCAAUAGAAGAGAUGAAUGAAUUUUUUAAAAGUUUACAACAAGAUUAUGCAUCAGACGCUAUGACCACACCACUGACAACAGCGAUGAUGACAACAGCAACAACAACAGCAGCAAACACAACGAGAUCAAUGAUAACAAAAAAUGACCAUGAAAAACUAUCAUCACCACUUCCAAUGAGAAAUAAUAGUAAUCUAUUAAAUUAUCAAGGACAUUUAUCAAAUGAUUAUACAGAUGAUAUUAGUCCAUACGCUGUCACCACAUGUCAUUCAUUGCAUUGUAACAAUACUACUACUAAUAAUAAUAAUAAUCAUACUGAUUUAUUACAAACACCUAAUGAUUGUAACCAUCCUAGUGAAAAUUAUUCAUGUAGAACAACAAAUGAAUUGCACAAUUUGCCAACAACAUCUCAAACAACUACAUCAUUGGAUUUUCAUCGCAACAAUACCAGUAAUUACAUUAUUCACAAUAAUCUUCGUAAUAAUAUUGAAGAAAGGCAUAAUGUUCACAGUAAUAAUACUACUAGUAUUACCACUGAUACUGUUCUAAAUGAUCAUUACAAUACCAAUAAUCAUAGUGCAAAUAAUCAUGCAGAUAGUACUACAAUCGACGAGCUCAUACCAUAUGAUUAUUCAUUGUCAAAUAAAUCAAUACCAUUGGAUUUCAUUCAAAAUCUAUGCCCUGAUUCAUUGGAUAAUAAUACGAAUCAUGAGAAAUUAUGGCCAGAGAAUUAUGUUUGUAAGUGUGAUUGUGUUUUUUUUUGUUUUUAA
This is a messenger RNA of Schistosoma turkestanicum, 5169 nucleotides long. The record is from the annotation of a GenBank genome assembly. NCBI's taxonomy places the organism in Eukaryota, Metazoa, Platyhelminthes, Trematoda, Strigeidida, Schistosomatidae.